Messenger RNA from Aphanomyces invadans, 1315 nucleotides. RefSeq lists its product as hypothetical. Gene Ontology annotation, molecular function: DNA-binding transcription factor activity; sequence-specific DNA binding. Bases 155 to 1264 code for a protein of 369 amino acids. The record is from RefSeq and is a predicted model, not a curated record. The transcript has a single exon. Gene Ontology annotation, biological process: regulation of DNA-templated transcription. NCBI's taxonomy places the organism in Eukaryota, Oomycota, Saprolegniomycetes, Saprolegniales, Verrucalvaceae.
CGAAAGGCCACACAACACCAGCGCGUGGAUCCGGCCGACAGCACAAGUUCACUCGCAAGGAUACGGCACAUUUGAUCUCGCCCUAGUGCUUGAUCAAGCCCCUCAAACCUUCGUUAUUUUGCCACCACGUGCUGCUUCAAUCGCACACUUUUGAAUGAUGGCAGACACGCCGAAACCAACACCAUUGCUUGGGCCGUCGACGGCGAUAGCGGCACCCACGGCCAUGACGGAAGUGCCGGCGCCGCUGCUUGUUCCUACACCCAAGUCGGUCGUGAAGGACCGCAGCCUUCCUCAAAGCCCCAAGUCCCCCGUGAAGAAACGCAACGUGGGCGUCCCCAAGUUCCUUCGAUUCCUCUACGAGAUUCUGGAGAAGGAAGACAAGAGCAUCAUUUGUUGGUCGCACAAAGGCACGGCGUUCCAGAUCCGCCGCCCCGACGCUCUCUCAAAAGGGAUCCUCCCGCGGUACUUUAAACACAACAAAGUCUCGAGCUUUCAGCGCCAGCUCAACUAUUUUGGCUUCAAGAAGUGGACCAAAACCCAGACGGUUGUAUGCACGUUCAGCCACCCAAACUUUAUCCACCACAAGCCAGACAACAUCAAACUCAUCAAGCGCAAAGAGCGCGGGUUGAACGAGGGCCAUACUACGCCAAGUGCAAACCUGCACGGCAAACACACCAAGGCGCCGCCAGCGCCGUCCUCAUCGACACGUGUACCGCCAAUCCCCGGCUACACCUGGACGUUUCCGUCCGCCCCCGCCGUGACGACGUCGGCAGGCCUGGCCCAACAACCCUACGACGUGCUCCUCUACGACAGCACGACGUUUUUCGACAAACGGGUCGCGAAUCCGGAAGCAUUCCAUCCCCACCCCCACUUGAUGCCGAUGCAAAUCUUGUCGACACAGAUCCACAUCGGGGACGUCGGGCCACCCCCGAGCGACUGUUGGGGCGAUGUGCUGCUGGCAGAACAGCCGCCGUUGCACCAUUCCAACGCGGCCACCGCAAUGACAAACUAUUUAUGCCCCGCCAAGCACAUGGGCACUGGAUCGAGUGGCGGGGACGACGCAGCGCUGUACUUUGACAUGUGGGACGAUGACGACGACGACGACUGCGCCAACGGCAUCGUGGUGCCUUCGUCGACCGUCGGCCCGUACACGCAAGCGAUGCAAGAUAGCCAUCAUGGCUUGGGCAUGAUCAAACACGAAGACGACAUGUAUUGCGAUGUGAAUGGCGGCCAGUCCCUCACUCGGUUCUACGUCGAUACGUGAUCCUGACAUGUUGUUUUGUCGAGUUUUGUAACACAACAUUUUCAUCCCUCC